AUGGCGACCUCGAGCAAGAUCCCAGCAUUGGCAGAGAAUCUCCCUCAACGUCUCGUCAAUUUCUUUGCUCGGUAUCCCCCACAAUUCCACUCUGCUGCUGUCCGUCGCCCAGCGCCUCGCCCAAAGGGAGAGGCCAUUCCGCAAACACCACUGCCAUCUCCGUACACCCCAGAUCGCGAUGCUAAAGGAACCCCAGGGGUCAAAAAGGACGCAUGGACUCCUUCGCGCGCCCUUCUCGUGACUAGCGAUGAGGUCCGCAAUCCUUUCCUUCCACACAAGCGAUUCGGCAAAUGGGAGGCACCAAGAUAUGGCUUGCGCCAGCAAGCCGACUUGAUGAAAUUGGCCAUCAAAUAUAAUGUGGAAACACUUCUUCCUCCUAGUCGGAAAUCGCCCGAGUUCAAGGAAACCCGUCGUGAGGAGCGUGGAUUGCAGGUUAAGGGUACCGGUGUUGGUCAAAAGGUCAAAGGUCACAAGUGGGAGCGUACGAUGGAGUCACGUCUUGAAGACCGUCGCAAGGCGAUGGAGAAAAUGCCGGAAAUGGUCCGCAUGUGGAAGCAGAGAGGUCAUGGCCGUGGAUGGAAACAAUGGCCCAGGCGUUAA
Messenger RNA from Penicillium soppii, 600 nucleotides. RefSeq names its product mitochondrial 54S ribosomal protein mL59. The coding region runs from base 1 to 600 and encodes 199 amino acids. Gene Ontology annotation, cellular component: mitochondrial large ribosomal subunit. Gene Ontology annotation, molecular function: structural constituent of ribosome. Lineage: Eukaryota; Fungi; Ascomycota; Eurotiomycetes; Eurotiales; Aspergillaceae. The transcript has 2 exons. The record is from RefSeq and is a predicted model, not a curated record.